Molecule: messenger RNA, 1371 nt
Organism: Papaver somniferum (opium poppy)
Lineage: Eukaryota; Viridiplantae; Streptophyta; Magnoliopsida; Ranunculales; Papaveraceae
Exons: 9
Coding region: 259-1137 (292 amino acids)
Biological process (GO): snRNA transcription by RNA polymerase III; snRNA transcription by RNA polymerase II
Cellular component (GO): snRNA-activating protein complex
Molecular function (GO): sequence-specific DNA binding
Source: RefSeq, a predicted model, not a curated record
GAAAUUUGCAGACUUCUUUUUCCUUCCAAAUUUCAGCAGGCUACAGACGUUUCGUUUCGUGAGUGGAACUGGAGAAUUAGUGAUUUGGAGGUCAGGUAGUUCAAUUGUGCUGUUAGGGGAAUGUCCUACAAGUUUUCUUGUGUACAAUCAACGAAGUAAACAUAAUCCAGGGUUUAGUUAGGCCAUUUCUUCGACGGCCCUCCACUGUGCAAGUGGUCGUCCAGUUUUAAGACUUUGAAUAGAGUGUAUGCUGAUUAAAUGGAUGUCACCCCGUUCAAGCUAGACAUUGAUGAGCUAAUACAUGAAUUCUCUGAUAGAAAAUCAACAACUUUGGUUGAUAUGAAGAAAAUAUGGCUAUCCCGGAAGUUGUCAUUUAUUUACGAGGGUAGGCCUAGGAACAACGAGGCCUUUUUCAUGCAAUCAUUAUAUGCACAUUCAAUAGGUUACAUGUUAUCUAAAGAUUCAUUUUCACAGAGAUUGGGUGGCUUUUACUGUCUAUAUUGCCUUUGUGAAACCCAGCCAUUCAAGCCUCCUUUUAGGAUAUACUUGUCUCUUGGAGAAUUGCAGAGCCUCAAAUGCCUUGUGGUUGAAGCAAAAAAACAGGAAAUUUUGGUUGUACCUGCUUUGGUAAAAAAGAUGCUGGACAAGAAUACGUUUCUGUUUGGUUUUGUUGACAUAAACGAGAGUUCAGUAAAUGAUAGGCUUAAUGCAAUCAAUGAUCUUCAGAAUACCCGCAUGCAAGUUGCAUGUAAAACGUUAUUGACAAAUACACAAAUUGAAAGGUUUCUGCACAUGGAUUUGGGUAUGGAACUUGACCAGAAGGUGCUGAAGAAAAUGUCAUCAGAAUAUUCUGCUGCUAAAGAACUGGCCAUCAAGGAGGCUGAAAAGACGGUGGAUAUUGAAAACAUAAAGCACAUAACAGAAAAUAGGAAGCUGAUCGGAGAUGUAGUGGAGAAAAUGGCGGAAAGCUGGAACGCCCAGAAGGAAGUUUUCUACGAACAGACUGGAAUCAACCGCACUGGAAAUGAAGGAGAAAGGCAAGUCGUGUUACAGGGUGAACUGGACAAGUGCUUGAAUGAAGAAGGUCAAGAUACUGAUGAGGAUAUCGAUAAAGAGUUCAGACACCUUCUUGGUUAGAAGUUAGCUUCCUCGUAUAGACCGUGAGAUUUUUAUUCGACCUACUAAUAAACAAUUAUGAGCUUCUUUUUCUUCUGUCCUUUUUUCCUUAUUUUUUUUGUGUUCUUCCUGUAAUUAAGUUCUCGAUCGAGUAUAAAUGUAUUAUGGAUUUGAUGAUUACACUUUUUUUCCAUGUUUUUCUUUAGAUAACUAAAUAGACGUACACAGAACUUAAUAUAAAUAUUAACCUAAAUC